CGGCGGGGUGGCAGACAAAGACGGGUCGGGUUCCGAUGUGAGUCCCGGAGGCGGGUGGGGGAAAGUGAGCGCGUCGGGCACCGAGGGCUGCUACUGGCACUCCGACUGGCAUAGGACUGGCAUACAUUCUCUUUCUGCCCGCUGGCUGCGGGCUCGGCAACCGGACUCAUGUUGUGUGGGAGAGAGUGAGCGCUGCUCGGCACUCAGAUCACACUGACCCUAAAGGCAGAUAGGAAGGGACCCGUUACUGCCAUAUCCCACCCAGGACAAGAAUCCACGGUGCCCCGGCAUGGUGUCCAGCAACUUUUGGCCUCACCUUUCAACCAAUUGAUAUGCGUCCUUCAGCAGACAGCAGUGCUGUGAGGCCCUAUUCAUCUUUUAUUUUGAUUCCAAACCUUCUCCCUGGUUGCUAAGCCUGACAGAGACCAUGUCACAUUACACAGAUGAGCCUCGAUUUACCAUAGAGCAGAUAGACCUGCUACAGCGCCUUCGACGCACGGGAAUGACCAAGCAUGAGAUCCUCCAUGCGCUGGAGACGUUAGAGAGGCUCGACCAAGAGCACAGUGAUAAAUUUGGCAGGAGGUCCACGUACGGGAGCAGUUCCUAUAGCAACAGUACCAACAACGUCCCAGCCUCUUCCUCUACAGCCACCGCUUCCACGCAGACUCUUCAUUGUGGGAUGUCUCCCUCGCCGAGCAACAGCUGCGACACCUCUCCGCAACCUUGCACUACCAAUCAGAACGGGAGGGAAAGCAGCGAGAGGGUGGCGACGUCCAAUGGCAAGUUGUCCCCAACACGGUACCAUGCUAACAGCAUCGGCCCGAGGUCGUACAGCUUCGAGGCCUCCGAGGAAGAUCUAGACGUGGACGACAAAGUGGAAGAACUUAUGAGGAGGGAUAGCAGCGUCAUUAAAGAAGAAAUCAAGGCGUUUCUUGCCAACAGGAGAAUAUCCCAAGCAGUCGUUGCCCAAGUGACUGGUAUCAGUCAGAGUCGCAUCUCACACUGGCUGCUGCAGCAGGGAUCCGACCUGAGCGAGCAGAAGAAAAGGGCUUUUUACCGAUGGUACCAGCUGGAGAAGACCAACCCUGGUGCAACACUAAGCAUGCGACCUGCCCCUAUCCCCAUAGACACAGACGCAGAAUGGAGACAGACCCCGCCUCCUGUCACCGCCACUUCCGGCACCUUCCGGUUACGAAGGGGAAGUCGGUUCACCUGGAGGAAGGAAUGCUUGGCUGUGAUGGAAAGCUAUUUUAAUGAGAACCAGUACCCGGACGAGGCCAAGCGCGAGGAGAUUGCCAACGCCUGCAACGCCGUCAUACAGAAACCAGGCAAGAAGCUGUCGGACCUGGAGCGGGUCACCUCGCUGAAAGUCUACAACUGGUUCGCUAAUAGGAGGAAGGAGAUCAAGAGACGAGCCAACAUUGAAGCAGCAAUCCUGGAGAGUCAUGGGAUCGAUGUACAGAGCCCCGGGGGUCAUUCCAACAGCGACGACGUGGAUGGAAAUGAUUAUUCGGAACAGGAUGACAGUACGAGCCAUAGCGACCAUCAAGACCCAAUCUCAUUAGCAGUGGAAAUGGCAGCCGUCAACCACACCAUCUUGGCGCUGGCCCGGCAAGGAACCAACGAGAUCAAGACAGAGGCUCUGGACGACGACUGAUGCCAGCGAGACGCGCGGGAAGGGUCAAACAUGAAAAUACUUAGACUUAGACGUAGCACCUUAGCAAUCUUUCCUCAGUCCUUAAUAUGUGUUCCUCUUACAGUAUAACUGCAGUCUCUUGUUCUUCGACUUAGCCGGUAGGGUCUUGUCCUGUACGGGUGGCAUGGUGCCAUAGCCUGUGUGUUUGCUCUCUCAGUAUUAACCCCCCCACGCGGGUCCCUUAACGUGACUGCUCCAUCUUGGCAUUCCAGUUUAAAGUGCUUCCAGCCUUAAUCAUAUUUAUACAUUCCCUGGAUUCUUUAUCUGCCCCGCAGUCAGACUCUCUAGUGCCCCUGGCAUGUACCACUACCAGGGGUCUGUCUGCUUCCCCCCCCCCCAACUGUCAUGGCAGGCUUCCCAGAAUCCUCAGCUCUCCCAAGGAAACCAACUUCUUGGCAGCCGGCAGUUGGUAGGUUGUAUCUCAUUAUUAGAAAUGUUAUUUUAUUUCUGCUUUAUUAUUGGGGUAUGUGAGAGAGAGAGUCGGGGGGUAUGUGUGAGAGAGAGAGAGUCGGGGGGUACGCAGAGACCGCAGUAUUCACUCUCUUUGCAAAGCACUUUUAUACUCGGUACACAAUAGGAUAUAUAUUGUAUUAUAGAAACCAUGGGUGAUCUCUUAGUGAUGCAACACACCCAGUACCCUCUAAAUGCCAAAGUCUUUCUCAAGGUGCAGGGAGGUGUAGGUCCCCAGUGCCCAGCAGACUGGCUAGUGUCCCCAGUGCCCAGGACACUGGCUAGUGUCCCCAGUGCCUGACCCAUUGUAAGUGGGACUUAGCUUGGGUUCCCCACUGUCCAACCCAUUGUAAGUGGGACAUGGCUAGGUUCCCCCGUGCCCGACCCAUUGUAAGUGGGACUUGGCUGGGUUCUCCAGUGCCCAACCCAUUGUAAGUGGGACAUGGCUAGGUUCCCCCGUGCCCGACCCAUUGUAAGUGGGACUUGGCUGGGUUCUCCAGUGCCCAACCCAUUGUAAGUGGGACAUGGCUAGGUUCCCCCGUGCCCGACCCAUUGUAAGUGGGACUUGGCUGGGUUCUCCAGUGCCCAACCCAUUGUAAGUGGGACUUGGCUAGGUUUCCCAGUGCCCGACCCAUUGUAAGUGGGACUUGGCUGGGUUCUCCAGUGCCCAACCCAUUGUAAGUGGGACUUGGCUAGGUUUCCCAGUGCCCGACCCAUUGUAAAUGGGACAUGGCUUGGGUUUCCCAGUGCCCGACCCAUUGUAAAUGGGACUUGGCUUGGGUUUCCCAGUGCCCGACCCAUUGUAAAUGGGACUUGGCUUGGGUUUCCCAGUGCCCGACCCAUUGUAAAUGGGACUUGGCUUGGGUUUCCCAGUGCCCGACCCAUUGUAAGUGGGACUUGGCUGGGUUCUCCAGUGCCCAACCCAUUGUAAGUGGGACUUGGCUUGGGUUUCCCAGUGCCCAACCCAUUGUAAGUGGGACUUGGCUAGGUUUCCCAGUGCCCGACCCAUUGUAAAUGGGACUUGGCUUGGGUUUCCCAGUGCCCGACCCAUUGUAAAUGGGACUUGGCUUGGGUUUCCCAGUGCCCGACCCAUUGUAAAUGGGACUUGGCUGGGUUCUCCAGUGCCCAACCCAUUGUAAGUGGGACUUGGCUUGGGUUUCCCAGUGCCCAACCCAAUGUAAGUGGGACUUUCCAUAGCUGAGUGUAAAUGGGAAAGUGGGGGGGGGGGUAAGAUGAGAAGCACCCAUACUGGUGCCAUUAUGCAGCCGUCGUUGGGGGCAGUGGAAUAUGGGUUCUGGUUCUUUGACUCCGGUGUUUAGUUGAAUUAAAAAAAUCCCCAAAUCCCCCCCCCCCCAUGGAGGGUGAAGCCGUUGCCUGUAGGAGAAUAUUGCUAAAUAGAAGGAAUAGAGAGAAUCUCGGGGCGCUGGGCUGGGAUCUCACACGUAGAAUCACAUUGUGUCUCCGGCUCUGAACAUCCCUAGAAAUCGCUGGAUUUGAAAUGCAAAAAGGGAUAUGAAAGUAACAUAAAUCCCCCAUUAGCGGCAGAGCGGGGGGGGGGGGGGCGGGGCAGGCACCCAGGAAUUGGGGGGAUAAAGGGAGGAAUUCAUUAAACUCUGGGAGAAACUGUUGGAAUAGGAGCCUCGUUUCAUUUAACCCCUGCAUGCCCAGCAGCAAGGUGCCAGUACCCUAUUAUCUGCCCAUUCGUUUCUUGUCUUUAUUCUGUGGGAAUUGGGGGGGGGGGGGGGGGGGGGAAAUCUCCCCUUCCCUCGGCCGUGUGUUCAAAUGGACUUGCCCAUGGCCUGACACCCCUAUAACUAUAUGCUUCUCCCUCAUCCUGCCCCAAUAGGCUUACAGUUGGGUCCAAACCAAUAGGAUUGUGUAACCAGCCUUUAGGUGUCAGAACUACAGGCCCAAUUGGACUUUACAUAGAAAUGUCUUAUGUCUGUUGUACACCGGGCAGCUUUGCCCUAUAAAGCCAGUGGUUACAGUCA
This is a messenger RNA of Xenopus tropicalis (tropical clawed frog), 4137 nucleotides long. RefSeq names its product homeobox containing 1 (gene hmbox1). The transcript is spliced from 11 exons. Gene Ontology annotation, molecular function: double-stranded telomeric DNA binding; protein-containing complex binding; DNA binding. Lineage: Eukaryota; Metazoa; Chordata; Amphibia; Anura; Pipidae. Gene Ontology annotation, cellular component: nucleus; PML body; Cajal body. Gene Ontology annotation, biological process: positive regulation of DNA-templated transcription; regulation of transcription by RNA polymerase II; telomere maintenance via telomerase. The coding region runs from base 428 to 1657 and encodes 409 amino acids. The record is from RefSeq and is a predicted model, not a curated record.